AUGAGAUUUCUCAACCCGCGAUCUCUCCUGAAGCCGUCACAAGCCUCAGAGCAAACGAGGGUUUACUCGCAUGGAACAAAUGACCAACCUAUGGGGGGGUCGAGAAUCCGGACAGGAAAUAUCCAACUCACUUCUGUCAAUGACGAAACUAGUGCGCUCCAAAAGGCACUGAACCACGUUCUCAUUCAGCUUCAUGAGGUCAAACGGCUGCGCCAAGCCAAGGAGAGCUUACUUGAAUGCGGCGAGAAAUACUGGGUUGACAAUACCAUCAACGAUGUUGCCGAUGCAACUAGAGACGUCGCCCUUUUACUGGAGCCCACACGCGUCGAGAAAGAAACAGGAAGCGGCAGAUUGAGCAUCGGGAGCCAGCUUCGUUGGAAAUACCGGCACAGCGAACGAGCGAAAGAGAAGAAGGAUAGAAUGAUGACAUGCCAUAACAGUCUCAUGAGCGUGUUGGCUCAUCUCCAGCGAAUUGAAACACCCAAAACGACCAUAAUCCAUGAGCUAGGGGUGGACAUUCCUCCAAAGGCAUCGCUGUACAGUAUCCGAAACCUUUCUAGGCUCGAUGUCGGGUCUGAUGUCGUUUUCGAAGAUGCAAAGGAAGGAGAUAAACUUGAUUCCAAAUCACAAGAAAUGAAUGAUCUUCUUGCCUGGCGUCGGUCAAAAGGGUCACCAAAGGUUACCAGAAAAGAGAGUGAACUAGCAGAUAGUAUACAGAUAAUAUAA
Messenger RNA from Penicillium manginii, 726 nucleotides. RefSeq lists its product as uncharacterized. Lineage: Eukaryota; Fungi; Ascomycota; Eurotiomycetes; Eurotiales; Aspergillaceae. The record is from RefSeq and is a predicted model, not a curated record. The transcript has a single exon. The coding region runs from base 1 to 726 and encodes 241 amino acids.